GGUUUACGCUUGCAUUGUGUGCAAAGUUUAUUGUUCCAUGGUGAAGCUCCCACUUGUGAUUCGCGUAUACUCGACCUUGACCUUGCGCAGUGAAUACCUACUAGUUGUAGACGGGAAUUAUUCUUUGUUUGCUCAUCAGUCUGAUUGAUACGCAAACAUGGGCAAAAAGAAGAGCAAAAACAAUAGCACGGAAGCCGCCUCAAGAGCACCAGCAAAUGCGCUCACUACGACCUCGACUAUCGUAGCGGACCCCAAACUUGGCUACAGGAUCCGAGUUCUUCUCCACGAUUUCCCAACGUUGCCAAAGAUUCUCGUUCAGAGAAGCGCCUCAACUCUACAAUCGACGAACACUAUAUCAGUGCUCCAUAUUUUGAUGAGGGACAAGCUGCGAUGGUCAAAGCAGCGAUUAUAGAUGUUGACCUUGUCAAGCAUGCUGAAGCUGCCGAUACUGAAGAUAUCGAUCGAUAUUUGGUCUCACAACAAGGAAUGGGUUUCG
Molecule: messenger RNA, 496 nt
Organism: Fusarium oxysporum Fo47
Lineage: Eukaryota; Fungi; Ascomycota; Sordariomycetes; Hypocreales; Nectriaceae
Exons: 1
Coding region: 158-412 (84 amino acids)
Source: RefSeq, a predicted model, not a curated record